Molecule: messenger RNA, 3744 nt
Organism: Linnemannia hyalina
Lineage: Eukaryota; Fungi; Mortierellomycota; Mortierellomycetes; Mortierellales; Mortierellaceae
Source: the annotation of a GenBank genome assembly
AUGGCUCAAUCACAACUGCCAGCAGAGUGCAUCUCAUGCAUCAUCUCACACCUCGACGGCGACCUCACAACCCUCUUCCGCCUCCUCACCGUCAACUCGACCUUCUUCCGCGCAACCCUCCCAUACCUCUACCGCGACCCAUACCGGACUCUCGAACGCCGCGAAGCUAAACGAGUCCGCCGCCAGGGCGGCUACCCAUCCUCCAUCUGCGGCUAUGUAGCUACGAAACGCCUCCUCUACCUCCUGCUCCUCUCCUGCCGGCAAGGAGACGAUCUGGUCCCCUUUCUCAAUGUCGACUGGGACGAACCCCUCUCACCCUUUGUGUCGGACCAGCCCCUCAUGGCCUGUUAUAUCGACUACCUUGGCGACCUCGACUUUGAUCGCUGGACUGCUACCCUCAAACUUCUCAUGCCGGAAUUCGAUACUCAGAUAGAGCAAUACGCCUUUCGACUCUUCCGACUCUUGUUCUUGGACCACCACAAGGAACGCGUUCAAAAGUUGGCUAUUCCUAUCACCCAUAUUGAACCUUAUAUGGAUUUGUUGCCUCAUCUCAGGAACUUGCAGCGGGUCAGAUUCUACGUGGACGAACUUGAACAACCACCCCAGGAGCGCUCACAUAUACCCGAGGAUGAACUAGCAGCAGAACCUGCAGCAGAACUAGCAGCAGGACUAGUAGAAGAACUAGAACUAGCAGCAGUCAACGAGGAGGUCCAAGUUGCUGAGGUUCCGGAUAUUGUUGCUGCUGAUGCACUUGUCGCAGAAGUUGAGGCCGCUCCUGUCACUCAAGAUAUCGAACCCACUGUCGAUCCUGUCGCAAAUCUUACGCCAGAGCCCGCAGCCGACCCUCUCACAGAGCCUGCCAUCCCAGAACCAACACCAGAACCUGCCGUCGAGCCAGUCGAAGCACCAACAGUCGAGGCAACAACAGUUGAACCCAUGGCAGACCAGCCCAUCGCAGUAGUGGAGGAAACGAGCGAAGAGAAUUAUGAUGCCCCUCCAGUCCCAGCAGAGAAGACGCUCGACGAAAUCCUCGAUGAGAUCCUUGCCGAGAGUCUGGCCGCUGAUGCUGCCGCCUACGUUUGGCCAGAGCCUGUGCUACUGGAGGAGCAGACUUUCGAUGAGGCUCUUGGUGGUUUCAUGGCGAUCGAGAUGGAUUAUGUUCUCCCAGAACGUGCACAAACACAGGACGGAGGAGAGGAUGAGGUCAUGGUUGAAGGGGACGCGGUGGCUGCAGAGGUGAUGCCUGUGGUGGCGGUGGUUGAUGAGACGAUUGCCGUUCCUGCGGUAGUGGAGGAGGUACCAGUAGAGGAAGAGGGAGACGGUAUGGUCGAUCUGGCUGCAUUGCCCGCGGAGCUUGAGGCGGUCGCCACUGCUGAGCAUGGUCCCGCAGUACCCAUCUAUGACCACAUAUAUGAGAUUGAGUCGGAGGUCAUGCUGCGUAUGUUUACAGAGUCGACUCGAAUCAGAGACACUGGAACGUCCGAGUAUGAACCCGAGGAGGCCAUGGCUUACAUCUUGGCGUUGGUGGGCGAUCCUGAGGAAGAAUUUGAACCCGAGUCUGCCAUGGCAGAUAUUCUUUUUUUACUCGGCGACCCUGAAGGACAUGACCAGUUUUGGGAGACGACUGUGUUGGAGAGUGAGGAGGCACAGGAGGAAGAAGAGGUUGCUCCUGAAGAAGAGGUUGUUCCUGUAGAGGAGGAAGUGGUGGUUGUCCCAGAGGAGGUGAACGAUGUUGUACUUCAGGAGCAGGAGCAGACACCCGCACAGGAGGAGACCCCAGAGGAACCCGCACAGCCUGCACCUCCCGUCUUUGACCCUACCCCCGACGGCGUCAAGUUCCUUCAAGCCCAUGCAGAGCUCUUUGGACCUGGGCCAGGACGCGUCGGUCCUGGACUUGUCGAGAUUGAGCCCCCUUACUCAUGGAUUCACCCUUCUGACUCGGAAAACAUCACCUAUAGCAGUCGAUAUGUGGAGUUGCUCAAGGCGCAGUCGAACCCUACGAUUAUCCAGUUCCACCACUGGGAGAGGUUUCGCCAUUACCUCAAGGAUACGCCUGUCCAGAGUGUCAAGCGGCUGCGGUCCUUUUACGAGGAGUGGCCUGAGGCUGGGUGGGAUCAGGCUGGGCUUUUGAAGAAGUGUCGUAGCCUGGAAAAGUUCUCGUCUAGAAUCUUUGACCCGACACUCUUCGAGUUUGCGAUCGAGGAGCAGCAGGACCGGGACAUCUACGAGGAGCUGUGCAAAGCCGGUGUUGCUGGCGCGUCGACAAGUCUGGGUGGCGGCAGAAGCCAUGGUGGACACUAUGGUCCUGGCGAGGAUCCUAUCCCCCUGCGCAAGGUCAACCUCAUUAGUUACAGGGACGGGUUCCUUCACCCUGUGCUUCAGAAUAUAUGCACGGCCUUCAUGGACAGUCUCGAGUCGAUUGUCAUCCGUCUCUUUAUCUCGGACGAUGCUCUUCCCUUGAGCCAGUUCUGCUACAUGUCUCAGCUCACGGUGUUGGACCUUCGUCAUGACUGUCCCGACGCCCUCACCAACGACACCUUUUUCUUGUCCUACUGUCCUAGCCUCAAGACCCUGCGUUUGCGUGAUGGUAAAAUGGAACAGCCUUUGAUCAUCCAGACUCCUUGUGCGCUGAAGGUGCACUGGCACCUGCCUUGUCUUGAGGAGCUGGUUCUUGUCGGCUCUGCCUGCGAUCUCUUCAAUUAUGAGUCUCUAGCCUACUCCCCACGGCUUCAGUCUCUUCGCCUCGAGUGUAUCGUGCCUGACAUGGGUGUCCACGUUGUCGACGAGAUGUAUCAAGAGUACCUUACUCACCCCUCUUGGAACUGGACGUGGAAGUUGCCUCGUCUUCACACCCUCCUCUUGAAAGGCAGACCAGCCCACCUCUUCCGCCCCUGUCUGCUCCUCGGAUGCCCCAAGUUGACCAACGUCCACCUCGACGUCGGCAGAGUCUCCCGCUCCGUCACCUCGGCCAGAGACGCCCUUUCGACCACUCCUUCUACCUUCAACUCUCCAGUUCGCUCGCUCACCCUCAAGGGCUACUGGUUCAUGAACUCGACCGCCACUACCGUUACCGACUUCUUCCAGACCUGGUUCUCAUCCCUCACCUACCUCAAAUUCGAAUCGACCGUCUUCUUCGACAACCGCUCCAUGCUCGACGGUCUCUACUCGAUUCCCACUCUCCGCAAGGUCUUCCUCUGUCGCCAGACCAUCUCGGAGUACGAUGCAUGGAAGCUUGGAUUGGAAGGCUGCCCCCUCAAGAGCCCAUUCGAGUGGGAGCGCAAGACCCGUCAUAUCUCCUUCCAGGCAGAACUCCAACGUCUUCGUCUUGUCGUCAAAAAGAGGCAAGCCGAGGCAGAGGAGAAGGAGGCCCAAGCCAGGGCUCUCAUACUCGAGGUCGAGGCAGAGGAAGCUAAGGCCAAGGCCGCGGCCGCAGUGGCAGCAUUGCAGUCCGAUAACAACGUUACCACCCCCGCGUUUGUUGGCUCGGAUGUUUCCGUGGACAACAACAAGGACAACAAGCCAGAGCCCACUCCUACUACGGACAGGGUGCGUUGCCAGAGUGUCGACAGUGCGAUUGCAUUGGAGGAGGAGCAGGCACAGGCAGCGGAGCAGGCCAAGUUGGCAAAGGAGGAUGCAGAGAAUGAUCGAUUUGAAAGUCUGCGGUGUGUCUAUGUCUUCAAGAACAUGCGCUACCACCGCGGGGAUGAUACCCCACAGGAUCUCCUUCUUUCCUGCUCAUUGUAA